GGGUAGAUCCCCAGCAUGACAGAAGCCCAGAUAGUGCAAGUUUUUGGAAAGCAGUCAUGCAUGUUAUCAAAUUUGUAAAUACAAUUUUAUAUCACUGACGUAUGUACACAUCUGUAAUUUCUUAUUAAUAAUCUCAUAAGAUUAUUCUUCGAUUUUAAUUGAGUUAUUACAAGUUACUAUCUUUUGCAUUAAAAAGCCAAUGUAAGAACAACGUUGAAUAAUAAAUUAAAAUGAAGUUUCCUUUAAUUGUUGCAUUUAUUGCUCUGAUGGUGAUUUCUAUUGUGAUUGCUGAUCAUGAUUAUCCAAAUGAAACAACAAAAGAAGAACUUGACAAAAAGGCAGCCGAAUGUCGGAGUAAAUUCAAAGUUACUGAUGAAGAUUACAAGAAAAUGUUAGUUGAGUUUGCAGAACCAAGUGAAACAAUGAAAUUUUUGUCUAAUUGUUUAUUGGAAGUCGUAGGUAUCCUUAAAAACGGAAUUCUUCAGCCAGAUAUAGCUAUAGAAGUAUUCAAAAGUGGAUAUCGUGAAGAAAAAGCUAUAAGGAUUGUGGAAGCAUGUCGUAAUGAAGUGGGAAUAGGAAAAUGCGGAACUGCAAAUAAGUUGGAUAUGUGUUUUCUUAAUAACCAAUACCUUAAAUCAUAAUUCAUAUCUCAUACAUAAGAAAUGAAUUAAAUAUUGAAAAUAA
This is a messenger RNA of Eupeodes corollae, 684 nucleotides long. Its product is annotated as general odorant-binding protein 56d-like. The transcript has 3 exons. The coding region runs from base 231 to 641 and encodes 136 amino acids. The record is from RefSeq and is a predicted model, not a curated record. Lineage: Eukaryota; Metazoa; Arthropoda; Insecta; Diptera; Syrphidae. Gene Ontology annotation, molecular function: odorant binding.